This is a messenger RNA of Plasmodium gaboni, 1659 nucleotides long. RefSeq lists its product as hypothetical. The transcript has a single exon. The annotation marks the transcript as partial. Lineage: Eukaryota; Apicomplexa; Aconoidasida; Haemosporida; Plasmodiidae. Gene Ontology annotation, molecular function: protein binding. The record is from RefSeq and is a predicted model, not a curated record.
AAAAAUAUAGAGGAGGAAAAUAUCGAAAAUGUUGAUGAUAUUGAUAAUGUUGAUGAUGUUAUUUAUGAAGGUAUAGAAAAUAAAAAGGAUAUAAUUGAUAUAAGUUCAGAUGAUGAAGAGUUAUAUAAUAAUAGUACUGAUGAUAUUAAUGAAUUGAUAAAAUAUAAAGAGAAAUAUAUAUCUUAUGAAAAAAAGUUUUAUACUAAUAAAAGUAUAUAUUGUGUUAAUUCUUUUAAAAAAUGGAUAUAUUUUGGUAGUAUAAAUAAUAAGUGUUAUUUAUAUAAUAAUGUUGAUGAUAAUUUGAAGAAUUAUAUUGUGAGUACCACAACACAUAAUAAUAAUAAUAGUAAUAAUUAUAAUAAUAGUAAUAAUUAUAAUAGUAAUUAUUAUUAUGAUAAUAUAAAAUUUACAGAUUUAAAUAAUAAUAAGAAAAUAAAUUUAUCUGAUUUAAAACAUCAAAUAUACAGUGAUACUAUUACAAAUAUAAAAUUUUCAAGGAACUUUCAAUAUGUUGGUUUGUCUAUAUAUAAUGGUGAUAUAUAUAUAUAUGAAAAUAAUAAUGAUAACGGUUCAGAAAUUAUUAAUUAUAAUUUAAAUAAUAUGAAGAAAAAUAUAAAUAAUAGUAAUGGUUUAUUGGAUAUAUUUAAUUGGGAUAUUGAAAAAAAAAAAACAGAUGAAUAUAUAGUAAAUGAAAAUAUGAAAUUAAUAAAUAUAUUAAGUAUUAAUAAUGAUAAUGAAAAAAAAGAUUUAGAAUAUUCUAUGUUUUGUUUAUAUCAUGAACAUAUAUUUAUAAGUAUAUAUGUAAACUGUACAAAUAUUUAUAUAUGGAAUGUAUUAGAAGGUACUCCAAUAAAUAUCAUACAUACCACACAAGUACCUACAUUUAUAAACUUAUGUAAUUAUGAAAAUAAAUUUUAUAUGAUAGCUGGUUUUAAUACUGGUCAGACUUGUGUGUAUGACUAUGAUAUAUAUAACGUGAAAAGGAUUGGUCAAAUACAAGGUGGCAAAUAUGUUGAUAGUAAUAAAUUUUUUGAUAAUAAUAAAAAUGUUCAUGAUAAUACACAUACAAACUCACUUAAUAAUUACAACAAUUCUUAUUAUAAUGAUGAUGAUAUAAAUGAUGGGGUAUUAUGUAUUGACAACAACCUGGCUAACGAAAUAUAUAUUUGCACUUAUAAAAAUAUUAUAAACAUAUACAAUAUAAAUAAUAAUAAUCUAAUUAAUACAUACAAAAAUUUACAUAAUGAUUUAAUAGAUUGUUGUUUAUUUAAUAAUAAAAAAUAUAAUUUAUUUGCAUCCUGUUCUUUAGAUAAUAAAAUUAAUAUUUAUGAUUUUCAACAUAAUAAAUCUAUAAACCAAUUUUAUGUAAAUUAUCAUUUUAAUGAACCAGAUCAAAAUCAACAAACAGAAAAAGGAAUCAACUUUUUAAGAUGGAUUAAUACUAAUUUACUUUUAUUUACAAGCUUAAAUGGUAAUAUUUAUAUCUAUGAUAUCAGAUCAAGAAAAUGUAUUCACCAGUUUUAUUCUCACACGGAUACUAUAUUUAAUGUAAAUCUUUCUCUCCAUUUAUAUCAACAGAAAAAUAUUUUAUCUAUAUUAACAGCUAGCGAUGAUAAUUCUUCCAACAUGCACUUUUUGGAUAUAUCUCCACAUUUAUAA